CCAGUAGUGGGUGUAUCCUGUGUAGGCUGCUGUCACAUAAACAGGGAAAGAGAAGUGCUACCAGCUAGUUUUAGGAACCACUGCGUGGAGAAAACCUGACAUAACUCCAGGGGGAUUCUCCAGUCGACUGCCAUCUCAGAACAACAUGGCAAAGACUAAACUGGCUGCUAGGAGCCCUUUAACUGAAGCAGCUGUGGGGUUUGCACUGGGAGCUGUGGGAGGCUGCAUAAUGGGAGCCACAGAGGAGCCAGUGGACCAGACCCUGUCAAUGAUGAAUGCAGCGGAACCACUGUUACCACUGAUGGACGAAGUCAGGACAGUGGGUGCUCUGGGGCUGGGGAGCCUUAUAGGAGCCACAGCACUAACCACAGCCAUGACUUCAGUGGUAGCUGGUGUGAUUCUGGCUGCAACUGUAGCGUCGAUGUCCGUGGCCACGCGGAGCUGCGCUGCCUCCCAAACACACUCUCUAGGCGUUUGGGCAUCAGCGGGACUGGCUGGGGCCUUCGGGACAACUCUCAGUGGAGCCACGUUCGGGAUUGCUGUUGAAUGGAUUGUGAAGAAUUACGGCAUGGUGGGCCUUCUGUGGGCGCUGAGCAUAUUCACCCUACUCAAACCACCCCUGCACUUUGUACUGAAGCUCCUCUGGAAGCAGGGAGAGGCCUGUCGCUCUCUGGGGUCUGUAGCCUGGGCCAGAGAAAGGGAACAGAUUGAAGUUACAGAGUCUCUGCAGAAACACAGAGUGGUUGUGCAGAUAGAGAAGAGGAUCCUGACGCUGGAGAAGGGAGACAGCUCCGGCGGGACAGAGCACAAGACAACAUGGGCCACUGAGCGAAGGCAGAGAGAGGAGAUAGAGAGGAAGAAGAAGGAGAGUGAAGAAGCAGAGUUGGACCAAAGAACCAUCCAAGACUGGAUCAACAUCAUGGUGGUCAAACACGUGGACUUCUUGGCUUUCUCAGGGAUACCAAUGACAGUUGUUGCCAUAGUAACAUCAAGCUUUGGGGUGUUAGGUUAUGGAGGCCACCAGUCUGUGCUCAUAGUGCUUCUGGCUUUGGUUGCAGUCAUGGCCUAUUUGCUUCUAAAGUCUUCUGACUUUAAGUUCUGGAUGUUGGUAGGAUGCAUGGGAAUGCUAGCAACGUUUGUCAUUGCCAUGCUCACCCUGCACGCUGGCCAGUUGGUCGUAACAUCUGCCAUGAAGAUGAAAGCAGCAGGGCAUCAUCAGUCCAGAGAAAACAUUAGCACUCGUAUGAGCUACCAAUCCUCCUUGGAAGCACUGAAUUCAGCUUUCUUUGUGGCAAAAAUGUGUCAGCUGGGUCUAGGGGCUGCAGUGGGGGGUCCGCUAGUGAGGCGUGCAGCUGGAGAGGUGAAAGUCAUAGUGGGGGCCGCUAUAGUGGCGGGUGGCUUACUGGCCGGGGUGGAGGGUUUGGCUCCAGCUCUGGGAGAAGGAGGGAAAGCUGGGGCACUGCUUGGUGUGGUGGCGGCAGCGGGGGUGUCGGUGGGUGGAGCAUCAGCUGUGGCUGGAAGGUGGUCCUCAUGGCCGGGAACUUUGGGAACAAUAGCAGGGUUAGUGAUUGGGGCAUUAGGAAUGGGUAAGUGGCACAUAGUCAACAUUGGACUGCAGUUGCCUGUGGCUUAUGUCUUCGCUAUGACUAAUACAUUUUAACAUGACACUUGUACUGUGAAAAAUGUUGUCAGUGCCCUGAUUUAAAACUAGAUCACUGUUUUAGUACCUGCCUUAAAGUGAUGAUAUUCUACCUUUUCUUCUUGUCACACGGAAUGUGCCAAACUAACCAGUAUCUCUUUUACAUUAAAUACUGCAUUUGAAUAAUGUGUAUUUUUGAGAAUCAAGGUGUCUUUGAGAGCUAAACUCACAUUCAUGUAACUGCAAGGGUUAUUAAAAACUAAAUGUCUUCCUC
This is a messenger RNA of Hippoglossus stenolepis (Pacific halibut), 1913 nucleotides long. RefSeq lists its product as uncharacterized. The record is from RefSeq and is a predicted model, not a curated record. The coding region runs from base 146 to 1660 and encodes 504 amino acids. The transcript has 2 exons. NCBI's taxonomy places the organism in Eukaryota, Metazoa, Chordata, Actinopteri, Pleuronectiformes, Pleuronectidae.